Molecule: messenger RNA, 2283 nt
Organism: Cydia pomonella (codling moth)
Lineage: Eukaryota; Metazoa; Arthropoda; Insecta; Lepidoptera; Tortricidae
Product: nucleolar complex protein 2 homolog
Exons: 7
Coding region: 83-2260 (725 amino acids)
Biological process (GO): ribosomal large subunit biogenesis; negative regulation of transcription by RNA polymerase II
Cellular component (GO): Noc2p-Noc3p complex; Noc1p-Noc2p complex; nucleolus
Molecular function (GO): histone binding; transcription corepressor activity
Source: RefSeq, a predicted model, not a curated record
GUCAUCAUUGUCAUGUCAACCUCACAUGCUCAACGCGAGGACCGCGUGUAUCACCUUCUUAUUAUUACAAUAUAAUUGAAAAAUGAAGAAAGAAAGAAAAAUAAAAAAAGAAAAGAAACCGGCAAAAAUUCCUUAUGUUGAGGAAGAUAGAGAAUCAGAUUUUAGUGAAGAAAUGGCCCCGGAGAUGCAUAAAAAAAGCAUUGUAAAGAAUGGAAAGACAAAAAAACCUGUGAAAACUUCGGAUGAAGAAGAUAGAGAGUCAGAUUCUGAUGAGGAAAUGGAUCCGGAGACGCAUAAGAAAUCUCUUGAAAAGCUGAAAAAGAUUGAUCCAGACUUUUACAACUUCCUGGAGGAGAAUGAUGAGAACUUGCUGAACUUUGGGGUGGAGUCUGGAGACGAGGGAUCAGAUGGAGAGGAUCAGGAGGAUGAGGAUGAUGUUGUGCACAAGCCGGGCCCUCUGCAGGCUGACAGUGAUGAGAGUGACUUUGAGGAGGAAGUUGAAGUUAGAGGAAAAAUUACACUCAAAAUGGUGGCUGAAUGGCAGGAAGAGUUAAAAAGUGAAAAGAAAAUCAAAAUUGCAACACUUAAUUCUGUCAUCAAAGCUUUCAAUGCUGCCAUGUUAAGAGCCACAAGUGAUGAUGGGACUUCCAAGGGAGAGUACAAAGUAGAAGGCUCUUCAGUAUUCAAUGCAGUUAUUCAAAUGUGUGUGUUAUAUCUCCCUGCUGCAAUAAAAAAAUAUCUUGGAAUGGAGCAGUCAGGCAAGGAUCCUCAGAAAUGCAAACAUUUUGUCAAAAUAAAGGCUCCUCUAGUGGCGUAUCUAAAUGAUUUGCUUAAGCUUCUUGGUGGAGUUACAUCUGAGAACAUACUUACAGUACUCCUGAAGCAUUUGCACCAGAUGUCUGCCUAUGUUGCCUGUUUUGGCAGAAUAUCCAAACAUGCUUUGAAGAAGCUGAUCACCCUGUGGAGUAGAGGGGAGGAAACUGUGAGAGUUCUGGCUUUCUUGUGUAUCCUUAGAAUCACAAGAAACCAGCAAGCAAACUUACUAGACCUUGUACUGAAAGCGAUGUACAUGACCUAUGUGAAGAACUGCAAGUUUGUGAGUCCCACUACUUGGCCAAGUAUUAACUUCAUGCGGAGGUCUUUAGUGGAGAUGUUUACUUUGGAUUUGAAUGUGUCAUACCAGCAUGUUUUCCUGUACAUACGUCAGUUGGCUAUCCAUUUGAGGAAUGCUAUUGUUGUUCAGAAAGUAGAGAACAGGCAGGCGGUGUAUAACUGGCAGUUUGUGAACUCACUGCACUUGUGGGCAGACUUGCUUGGGGCCACCACCAAUAAGCCUCAGCUACAGCCGUUGGUCUACCCUCUGGUGAUGGUUAUCACGAACACCAUCAAGCUGGUGCCAACACAUCAAUAUUAUCCAGUCAGAUUCCACUGUGUUGAAAUAUUGAUACAUUUAUCAAAAGAAUCCAACACUUUUAUACCUAUACUACCUUUUCUGUUAGAGGUAUUAACAUCAUAUGACUUCAACAAAAAGCACAAGAAAGUUUCCAUGAAGCCACUGGACUUGUCCUGUGUUCUCCGACUGGCCAAGUCACAGCUUAUGGAAAAUGGAUUCAAGGAUUCCGUCAUUGAGAGGAUUUAUGGAUUACUACUGGAGUAUAUGGCUAAUCAAUCGCAUUCCAUCGCCUUUCCCGACCUUUCUCUGCUUGCUAUCAUACAGAUAAAACAGUUCCUGAAGACCUGUUCAGUUUCCAACUACACUAAAAAGCUUCGCCAGUUACUUGAAAAAAUUGAGGAGAACAGUAGAUUCAUUGAACGCGAAAGGUCCAAGAUCAGCUUUUCACUGAGCGACAGUAAACUAGUAGCAGCGUGGGAAACCAACAUCAGCACCAAGGGGUCACCGUUACAAACAUUCUAUGAGAACUGGAGCAAGAUCAACAAGAUACAGAAGAGGAAGAAGGUGACCAAAAAUGAUGAGAUUGCUGGAGAAUUACCCAUGAUAAAGAGACCGAAGUUAUCAGAGGACGCUGCUAAUACUAAACCCAAGAAUGAGGGACCAACGGAACUGUUCCCGUCUGACAGUGAGGAUGAAAAAGACCACUUCAAAUUGGAAGGCGAAGACGAGCCUCCGCGUAAAAAGAAAAUCAAGAAGAAGAAGGAAUCUAAAAAGAAGAAGUCUAACAAAAAAGUGGCCGUCGAUGACAUCGAUGAUAUACCAGGCGGAGAUGAUCUAGUGCAAGAUUUGAGUGUUAAUGACUGGUAAUAAAGCUGACAUGUAUAUGUAAA